AUGGAAGCUGCGGCGAAGACGGUUGAGGUGCUCUCCAAGCGCAUUCUACCAGAGAAACCACAUCAUCUUGCCUAUCAUCCCACCUGGCGAUACCGCCCGCCCCCCGAGGACGACGCGCCCGAGUCUCGCGGCGCUAAAAGGCGCUUCGAGGAAUGGCACAACACCCGCCUACAAUAUCUGACAUUACUAUCCGAGGCCGACCGUGGCACUUUGUUCACGCGACCCUAUUACGAUAUGCGAGAAGAGCCCGUGAAGCCCGUACCGCGCGAGGUAAGCACGCUCGCAAAGGGAACUGGUACUGGCGAGAAGAAGAAGUUGUCGUUGAGCGACUACAAGAACAAAAGGACUGGUCUCGUUGCCUCUGCCUCGCCCCCGGAACCUGCCAUCGCCAAAAAGAAAGACAGCGAACGUGUCGCUGCCGCCAACAGCCCCGCAACGUCUACUCCUGCUCCCGUAGCUGCUGACGACAACAAACCACCACGCCAAGAUCCCAAGCGAUUGGAUGUAUCAAGGAUACGGGAGCCUGAACCUACAGGCGCAAAGCCGAAACCGAAUCGCGACCACGCCAUUGCUGACACAAGACUCCCCCCCAAACCGCCCUCCCUACCCCCACGUCCGCCAUCACCUGCAGGCAAGCGACGCGUACCUGAUGGUGAUGAUGAUCGCCCACAAAAACGGCCGAGGCCUGAGGAACGACCACAACCCAGUCGCGAUGAGCCUCCUCGACGGAAAGAAAAGCCUCUGACAAUAUCCCGAGACCGUGAGCGAGACAGAGACAGAGACAGAGAUAGAGACAGAGGUAGGAAUCGAGAUGCGUCUGCCCCUGCGUCCAGAGACGACCGGGGUCACUCGUCCUCGUCUCUACUGAAUGGCAGAUCGAUUCUAAAAGGUACCAUGACCUCUGGCCGAAGUGCGUCUCCAGCCAGUCGAUCUCGUGGCGAUUCCUUGAACGGAGUACGUGGAAACAACGCCAAUCGGACCUCGCCAAUGAAGACAGACGUCUCAACAAGGGCAUAUGUACCACCAUUGCUGUCGCCUUUGCACCUAGGAUUUGAAGAGAAGCCAUGGCGAGGUGACGAUGAUGACUUGAACCCUAGAAAAGAAAGGAAGAGGCAGGACGGCCCGACCGAAGUGACUUCGACAUCGAAGCAAAAGAAGACGGAAAGCAAAAAACCUAAGCCAGCCGUGGUAAUUCCUCCAUUAUUGUCACCUACUUUGCCGCCAGCCAUAGAGGCCGAGUUGAAACGACGAAAGAAGGCUUCUUCGGACUCUUCGGAUGAGAGAUCCAGAGACGGCAGGGACGCCUUCGCAAUCAAGAGGAGGGAUGAAAAUGAUCACAAGCCUACCAAUAAACUGGGCCAUCGCAGGAGAUUGAUUGUCGUUCUCAAUGUGCCCAAGGCAUUACGAGCCAGUUUUGCUGACAUUGUUGGUCGAGCACCAUCACGUCGCAAAGAUUCUCAAAGCCAAUCGGAACGUGAGAAUGAGCGGACUCGCGCCGGUAGCGAGGAAGCAGGACAACAGGCUCCAGCAAGGAAGAGACCCAUCGGGGCAGUCACUGGUUCUUCUGAUGGAGCUGCUAUGAAGCGACCUCGGUCGUCAGAUGUAUCGACGCACUCGAAGCUCGUCACACCAGCAACACCAUCCAAGAAACCUGCUGCCAUGUCACGAGUGAGUUCGACCAACUCUGUAGUGCAAACGCCAACAGAAGCAGUCAACUCUACUCCUUCAGCAUCAGCGUCUGCAGAUCGUCGUCCUAAUGGCAGUGACGCUGCUUUGAAGGGAACCAGCUCAGAGGCCAAAGCGAUGGGCGACAAGGUGGAUCGGCUUAAAGAAAUGGGAAGGAAAUUAAAGCACGAAGCGGAUCAAACGAUGAAGAGAUACCGCGGAGACACGGGGAGCAUGAGAGGCAAACCUGGAGAGGCCAAGGUCAAGUCUGCCUUUGUUUUGAGCCUCGAGAGCAUCCUCGUGUUCAUGAUGGCCUUUCACGGAGCAGACAUAUCGCGCGGCAUGGACCACAAGAUUGGAGAUCAUCGUGCAUGGCUGAGCAUGCUUCCUAUGAUUGAGUUUCUAAAGAACGAAAUGCGCCGCUGCGACGUCAGCAACAGUCAACCACUCUAUGCCAUGGUCCUCAUGCUACACGCGGUGUCGCUAGAGGAGCUGAUCAGGUGUUAUGCUCGUUAUGACAGCAUCACCGAGACACUCGGCAAAGAGCUAGUCGCGAGAUUGCGCGAGAAGAGCAAGAUAUGGCCACGCGUCCAGGAAGUCGUCUCGGGCAUCCAGAACCCCCGUUUUCGCGUCGACGUGCACCCGUGGUCCACGCUGGACGACAUUGCCGAUGCAUCAUUGCGCGUACUGCGCCUCUGGUGCGCCGAAGAGAAAGUCGAAUGGGCUCCGACCCAGUCACUCCGGGAUCUUUGGCCCGUACCACACGGCACCGGCCGCAGAUGA
This is a messenger RNA of Metarhizium album ARSEF 1941, 2448 nucleotides long. RefSeq lists its product as uncharacterized. The transcript is spliced from 2 exons. Bases 1 to 2448 code for a protein of 815 amino acids. Lineage: Eukaryota; Fungi; Ascomycota; Sordariomycetes; Hypocreales; Clavicipitaceae. The record is from RefSeq and is a predicted model, not a curated record.